Molecule: messenger RNA, 1074 nt
Organism: Rotaria sp. Silwood2
Lineage: Eukaryota; Metazoa; Rotifera; Eurotatoria; Philodinida; Philodinidae
Source: the annotation of a GenBank genome assembly
AUGGUUAAUCGUAUUUAUUGUGCAUCAAUCGUAUUAAUUUUAUCGAGUAUUGUAUUUCUUUUAAGUGGAAUAUUAUUAAUUACUUUCUCGGAUUCACUUAUUAAGAAAACAGUGAAAAAGGAAUGUCAAUUAAAACAAGGCACAAUUCUUUAUAAAAUUUGGCAUGAUACUCCUGUACCUUUAUAUAUUUCAAUUUAUGUAUUUGAUCUUGUUAAUGAAGUUGAAUUUCUUAAUGGAGGAAAACCACAUCUUAUUCAACGUGGACCAUUUGUUUAUAGGGAACAACGAACAAAAGAAGAUAUAAGAUUUUAUCCUAAUGGAACAAUAUCAUAUCGUGAAUCACGUAAUUAUAUAUUUGAUCAAUCAAAAUCACCUUUGGAUGAAACAUUUCGUUUUAAUACAAUCAAUGUUGUUUAUAUGACAUUAAUCAAUUAUCUUCACACACAAAAUGUUCCUGAUUUAUUUCGACAAAUUAUUGGAACAAUAUUAUCGUUUGUAGAAAAACCAAUUAUGCAACGAACAAUAAAAGAAUAUCUCUGGGGUUAUCAAGAUCCAAUAUUAAGUAUACUUAAAAAACGUUUACCUCAAUUAGUAAUGGAUGAUCAAAUAUCAGUAUUUGCUUCUGUGGUUAAUGAAGCACAAUAUGAAACAAUUCUUAUUAAUAAUGGUGUUGGUUUUGAUGAAAAUCAUAAUGAACGUUUAAAUAAUCUUGGUAAAAUUGAACGAUUUAAUUUUUCAACAUCUUUAUCAAUAUGGUCAAAUAAAUAUGCAAAUAUGAUCAAUGGAACUGAUAGUACUAUAUGGCAUCCAGAUGCAAGAAAAGAUGAAACAAUUUAUACAUUUAUGAACGACAUAUGUCGAUCGGUUCAUCUAAAAUAUAAUCAAACACAUAAGAAUUUAUUUGAUAUUAAUACUUAUCAAUAUAUAAUACCAAAUGAUGCAUUUGCAAAUAUAAGUGAUAAUGAAGGAUUUUGUUUGAAUUAUACAAUGACAAAUGAAACACAACAAUUAAAAUGUUUAGCUAGUGGAUUAUUUUCGUUAACUCCAUGUCUACAUUGUAAGUUUAUCAUAUAA